This is a messenger RNA of Coregonus clupeaformis (lake whitefish), 1905 nucleotides long. RefSeq names its product ran-binding protein 3-like. The transcript has 14 exons. Gene Ontology annotation, cellular component: cytoplasm; nuclear pore. The coding region runs from base 192 to 1691 and encodes 499 amino acids. The record is from RefSeq and is a predicted model, not a curated record. Gene Ontology annotation, molecular function: GTPase activator activity. NCBI's taxonomy places the organism in Eukaryota, Metazoa, Chordata, Actinopteri, Salmoniformes, Salmonidae. Gene Ontology annotation, biological process: protein export from nucleus.
ACGACUGUUCAUUCAUACACAGCGAAUGCUAACUGACAGACAGCAGACUCGAGAGUGAGAAAAUCAACAAAUCCGGAGAAUCAAGCUUUUGACACCAAGAGAGCAAACCACCACUUUUAUCUGGAUUUUUUUUUUCCUUUUCUUGAGGUUGUGUUUAUUUUACUAGUUUAUCACAGCUUCAGAUCCGAAGAAUGAGAGGGAAUCUUUCCCUGAAGGAAGAGAUUUCAGGGUAUUAUUCAAUGAUGCCUGUCUCGGACUUCCAUGAAAAGGUUCCCUGUACGGUUGAGCCCGCGCAGAGUGUGUGUGGAGCGGGAGGACCUGUCACCUUCAGACCGCCGAUGGGGAAUAACUCUCUGGCGCAGGAUGGAGGAUGUGCGCAGGAUAUAGCUGAAGAGUUAAAGGAAAAAACUGUGCUUGCCCCAGCAAUGUUCAUCUUUCAAAAGAAAACCCCAUCCAUGAAGAGAAGCGCAGAGAGAUGGGAGGAUGGCUCAGUUGUGGGAAUCAGUCCAAGAAAACGAGUCAGUUCACUCACCUACCCUAACCCUAACAACAGAACCAGGAAAGGAUCCUGUGACGGCAGUAGACGAGUGCGAUCAAGUUCCCUCUCUUUUCCCCCGCCUCCUCCAGUCUCAAGGUCAAAUGUCUUCAUGCCCUCAAAUCUCUGCAACCGGACCAACAUUUCCCCAAACACAGUGUCACCUCUGAACAGUGUCAGAAGGUCAUUACUUCAGCCUGCACGUCUCCUCACCCCUCAGCCCUGUAACAUCUCCUCACAGCCACACCUAUCUGAGGUCAGCCAUGACCUUUCAGAUGAUUGCUGCAGCGUCCCAACUGACCGCUCCUCCACUGCGAGUGUAUUACAUCCGAAGACAUCCCCUCAAGUUCAGAGAUCGAAGGCAGACAGUAUUACCUCAGACCGGCUCCAGUUUGUAUUUGGGGAAAACAUGAGCGCAAGAGUUUUGAGACCCCAUAAAUUGCCCAGCAGUGAACAUUCUGAUUGCAGCUCUUCUAAUUCUGAGUCCUCCACCUUUGAGUCAAGUCAUAAAGGUGCUGUGUGGAGCAGUCUGAGGGAGUCUGCUGCAGCUUACACAGCGUCCUGUGGGAGGCAGCGUGUGCUCAGGCGGGUUCAGGUGUUCACUGGGGAGGAGAAGGAGAGCAAUGUGGUCCAGCUGACCUGCAGACUGUUUGUCCUGGAAAAGGGAACUCAGGCAUGGACUGAGCGAGGGAGAGGAGUCCUGCGACUCAAUGAUCUAACAUCAGGGACCAAAGGAGGGCUGCAGUCCAGGAUAGUGAUGAGGCACCAGGGCAGUCUCAAGGUCAUCCUCAACACUAAGCUCUGGCCACACACACACCUGCGUCGCCCCGCCCGUCGGAACCUCCAGGUGACGGCCACCGACGUGGAGACUCAGGCAGUCCGGGUGUUCCUCGUCCAGGCCAGCGCCAGGGACGUGGCUCGCCUCUACGUAGCCAUACACCAUCGGCUGGUAGCCCUACGGGCCAGUGUUGCUGAGAGGGAGGCAGGGGCUGCAGUGGGCAGGACUAGGGAGGGACACCGCAACAGUGAGAAUGAGGAAGAGGAGGAGCAGGAAGAGCAGAGACAACGGCAAGAAAGAGAAGGGCUGCUAGUGACACGAUUGCGACCUGUGGUUUGUGAUUGGAUACACAGUAAACCCAGUUCGGAUUCUUGGUGACAUUACAUUAUAUCCUGACCUGGACCAUGCAACAGUUUGUGGAGUCAUCACAUCUGAACAGAACUUUUAGCCAUCAUGGAACAGUGGGACAAAACAUCAAGAGACAGCUUUCAAAAAUGCCUUUUGCCAAAGGAAGAUACAGUACAUGACCAAAGGUAUGUGGACACCUGCUCGUCGAACAUCUCAUUCCAAAAUCAUGGGCAUUGAUAUGGAG